UACAUCAUGAAGCCGAACCGCGGCUCCGAGGGCGACCACAUCUACCUCACGUACGCGCCGCCGAGGCCCUGGGAGCCGCUGCCGCCGACGAAGCACGCCUACGCGACGCAGGCCCACUGGGUCUGCCAGAGGUACGUGCCGCGGCCCUGCACGCUCGACGGCUUCAAGUUCGACCUGCGGCUCUACGUCGUGAUCACGGCCGUGGACCCGCCGCGCGCGUACCUCUGCCGCGGCGGCCUCGCGCGGCUCGCGACGGUGCCCUACGCGGCGCCGGCGGCGACCAACGUCGCCACGACGCUCAUGCACCUCACGAACUACUCGCUGAACCGCCACGCGGCGGCCUUCGUGCCAGCGGACGACGACCGCGGGGACCGCGCGUCGAAGCGGUCCGCGGCGGCCGCGUUCGAGCGCCUGGCGGCGGACCGGGGCGUCGCCGUCGAGGCCAUCUGGGCGUCGCUCGACGCCGUCGCCGCGAAGACGGUCGCGGCGCUCUGGCCCGAGCUCGCCUUCCGCCACCGGUCGGCGUUCGGCGCGUCCGCCGCGACGCGAGGCUUCCACCUCGUCGGCCUCGACGUGCUCCUGGAUGAAACUCUGGCGCCCCACGUCCUCGAGUGCAACCAGAACCCGUCCCUCGACAUC
Molecule: messenger RNA, 639 nt
Organism: Aureococcus anophagefferens
Lineage: Eukaryota; Pelagophyceae; Pelagomonadales; Pelagomonadaceae
Exons: 1
Biological process (GO): microtubule cytoskeleton organization; protein polyglutamylation
Cellular component (GO): cilium
Molecular function (GO): tubulin-glutamic acid ligase activity; tubulin binding
Source: RefSeq, a predicted model, not a curated record